GUUGAAAACAAUGCAGAGGGCAGGAACAUGCGGGUGCAGUUUGAUGACGCCGCGACAGCUGGCGCCGAGCCUGUCACUGUGGCAUACAGGCAUCUGGAAGCUGCUCCAAUGCCGGGUGGCUACAGAUGCAGCGCGAAGGGCUCCGCUGCCAAGCCAGACAGCAGUCCGGCGACCGGGGCAUCCGGGCCGGUGCUCAAGGAGCAUGGACCUUGGAAGGUCAAGCAGCUUGUUCAGCUGCAAGGCUUACAAAGCGCACCCGAGCUGAACGGCAGGCUGGGGCGGCUGCAGAAGUUCGAUGUGCAUGCAGAGCGCUGGGAGGUGGAGGUGCGUGGCGAUGGUGGCGGCACGAAGCGGCUAAAGGAGGCCAAUCUAACGGCGUUUGUUCCGCCCGUUGUAGCCGCUGGACUCACCGUGGCCGAGCUCAAGGAGCGUGGUAACGAGUGUUUCAAAGCCUCUCAGCUGGAGGAGGCAAUUGCCUUCUACUCGGCAGCAUUGGAAACGGCAGAGAAGGUGCUGUACAACAACCGGGCGCAGUGCUUCAUAAUGCUGUGUCGGGAGAUCCAUGGCGAGGACGCUGCGAUUGGCCAAGAGGCCCGGCGCUACGCCAUGAGAGCCAAUAUGGAUGCGGCCAAGGCAAUUGAGCUCGACCCAAAAAAUGGCAAGGCAUACUAUCGCAGAGGCUGUGCGGUGCUUGGCAUGGCCCCGAGCGCCAGUCGGGCCAAGGAGGCCAUGGCUGCCCUGGAGACGGCAUUGUCAGGUAGAGCAUCGGGCGGUAAGGAUGGCAUAAUUUUGCCCAACGCCAUGAGGUGGAUUGAUUUGGUGGUGGACGACUACUUCCCAACUUCUCAGGUGUCUGAGGGCUUCACUGAUGGCCAGACCAUCCCCGAAGUAAAGAUCACGCAGAAGUGGACGCAGGCGAUGACGGAUGCCAUAGGUCUGCAUAUUCACAUGUGCGGGCUUGUCCAGCUUGGGCAGGACCACCUGCGACGCAGCGCGGCUGGCUCGGGCGAGGAGGAAUUUGCCGGCAGCAUCGCAGCUCAAGGCAUGUUCAGCGUGGAAGCGAGGCACGAGCACGCUGUGACCUGGCUGCGGCGCUUGAGGGCAGGACUCCGCUCUUUGCCAACGCGUGUGCAGCACUGGGAGCCGGCCGCUGCAGCUUUGUGGGUGGCAUCUGGAGGGACAUUCGACCUUGGCGAUCAUCCAGAACUGGCGGAGCAUGAGCCACCUGGCCAUCUCGUGACCAACGAGCUGAUAUCUGUGAUCUCUGUAACGAGCCAGAGCAGGCAUGCAUUCCAUCCACUUCUCUACGAGAACUUCCGCCGACAAAGCUAUGAGCCACGAGAGCUUGUCGUUGUCGACACAGGAUCGGAGCCUUCUCUCUUCAUGUUAGAGCGGAAAGCGGAUGAUCCCAGGGUGCUCUACUACUUCUUCCAGGACGAAAAGUGUGCCCGACCAGGCUCUCCUCGGCUGCAGGAGGAGGCUGGAGCCGAUGCCAUGGCGGCAGUUCUGUGUUCUGACGAUCCGAGGGAACUGACGGAGUGGGGACGUGGCCGACCUCAUCGCACCGAGGUGCGGCGAGAGGGUUGGACCAAAGGCUUCAAGAGGAACAUCGCUUGCAUGAUGUCACGUGGUUUUGCUCUGGCCGUCUUUGAAGAUGGAUGCUUAACUCCUCUUGGCUUGUGCAGCAGAUGGAACCGGUGCAGCCGCCCUGCAAACUUGGCACACCGUAUCUCUGAUGAACCAGCUGCACGGCCGCGAUGGGAAUGCUUAAAAGGCUUAAAGGCUCCGGUCGUUUUGCAGCUUCCUGACACGGGAAGGAGACUUCCCUCGGAUGCCUUGAGGACCUUCCGCUGGGUUGAUCUUACUUCGCGAGAUCCCGAACUGGAUGCCAAGCCGAAGGGAGAAGAUCUGGAGUUUGGCUUCAGCCAUGUCUUCAGCAGGGUGGCCUGGCUGCGCCAGCCAAUCCCUGACACCGAGGGCCCGCAUGAUGUCCAGUUCAUGGAGGAGUUGGAGAAACUUGGUGUGCCAAUCCGUCUCGUAGCUCACGGGAACAGGCUUCAUGGCAUCUCUGCCAUUGGCUGGUUUCGCAGCAGUGCUAUCGGCGCCAAGGAUGCCCCGACCAACAUCAACAAGUAUUCUGA
Symbiodinium necroappetens is the source of this 2141-nucleotide messenger RNA. NCBI's taxonomy places the organism in Eukaryota, Dinophyceae, Suessiales, Symbiodiniaceae. The record is from the annotation of a GenBank genome assembly.